GAUACGUUCCGAAAGUUGCAAAAAAACGGUUACAAACUUUAUGUCCGCGACCGUACGACAAGCGUUGCAGGGUCCUGUGUGCAACCGGCCUUAAUAUCACUAGACAUUCUGUUGCGUUCAUUUUCGUUUCCGUCUCCGUGCGUCUCUGACAGAUAGUAGUGAAUAAUUCAUAAAAAUGGCGAAGUCGAAAAAUCAUACAAAUCAUAACCAGAAUCGUAAGGCUCAUCGUAAUGGAAUCAAAAAGCCCAAAAGAUAUAGGCAUGAAUCUACACUUGGUAUGGACUUGAAGUUUUUGAGAAAUCAACGUUUUGCUAAGAAGCAUAACCUUAAACCAAAAGCUCAAAAGAAGAGGGCAGAAAUGCGAAAGGCUUUACGUGAAGCAAAGAAUAAAUAAAUGUGUUGUAUAAACUAAUGAUUUUAUUAAAAUAAUUUAAAAAACA
Messenger RNA from Harpegnathos saltator (Jerdon's jumping ant), 440 nucleotides. RefSeq names its product ribosomal protein L29 (gene RpL29). Lineage: Eukaryota; Metazoa; Arthropoda; Insecta; Hymenoptera; Formicidae. Bases 176 to 394 code for a protein of 72 amino acids. Gene Ontology annotation, biological process: cytoplasmic translation. Gene Ontology annotation, cellular component: ribosome; cytosolic large ribosomal subunit. The record is from RefSeq and is a predicted model, not a curated record. The transcript is spliced from 4 exons. Gene Ontology annotation, molecular function: structural constituent of ribosome.